AUGUCGACUCCCCGCUUGCGACACAGGCCUCAGGUGGAAGAUGAGGAUGCAGCAGCGUUGAAGCUUGGGUCUGGUAUGGCUAAUCUCGCGUCAGAGUUCAACAAUGCCGGUUGUCUGCUAAUCUCUGAGGUGAAGUAUCUGCUCGAGAACAGGGAUAAGGAGCCACCAGAUACUGCCGUCUACAAUAAGACGCUGGAGUACGUCAAGACUUUCGGCAAGUUCAACACGACCGACGCAGCGAGCGCAGUUCGAGAGACUCUUCGCCGAGAACCUGCACUAACACAGUUUGAGACCGCCCAAAUUGCGAACUUGUGCCCGGCAGACUCUGAGGAAUCGAAGAGCAUCAUUCCCAGGUGCGUUGACCCUUGGCCGCACGGAUGA
This is a messenger RNA of Phanerochaete carnosa HHB-10118-sp, 381 nucleotides long. RefSeq lists its product as uncharacterized. Gene Ontology annotation, biological process: mRNA export from nucleus in response to heat stress; transcription initiation at RNA polymerase II promoter; nuclear-transcribed mRNA catabolic process, deadenylation-dependent decay. Gene Ontology annotation, molecular function: nucleotide binding; translation initiation factor binding. Gene Ontology annotation, cellular component: P-body; RNA polymerase II, core complex. Bases 1 to 381 code for a protein of 126 amino acids. NCBI's taxonomy places the organism in Eukaryota, Fungi, Basidiomycota, Agaricomycetes, Polyporales, Phanerochaetaceae. The transcript is spliced from 4 exons. The record is from RefSeq and is a predicted model, not a curated record.